UUUUUUUUCUUCGUUCCAGAUUAUUUACGCCUGGGAAGUAUCUGCGAGUCUGUCUUAGAGGUCGCUUCCGUGUGUGCGUGUGAGCGAGAGUCCGCGGCAGGGGGCGCUGUGACAUGCGCCCGACGACUCGAGUGACAUCUUGCGGGCGCGGGUCGUGGCGUCAAAGCGUUGCGCAUCAACGUCGCAGCCUCGGCUUUUGACGACGGUCUCUCCCCGAGGUUCACUCACUUUGGAGUAGCGAACCGAGGGGACGGAAACCCUGAGGGCCACUCCAAAAAAAAAAAUUCUGCGCCAAAAAAGAUUAGAUUCCUGCCCUCCAGGGUUUUCGCUGCGAACAGCGGUGGAAAAGGAGUGUGUUUUUUUUUUUUAGUCGACGAACAGAGAACUUUUUUCCUCUUUAUUUUCGUUCGAUUGCCUCUUCGGACGACGAGAAGGUGAAGUGAGGGUUUUGCGUCGUUCUUCGGAUUCUGGGCUUGAGAAGGAAAAUGGCGACGUUCAAAGCCCGGAAACCGUCAGGAACGACUUCCGGAAGUGGAGAUUCUAGAACUCCGGUGGAUGUUCGCACUUCCGACUCAUCCGUCAUCAAGAUGGGCAUGUUGAAGAAGCAGAAGACGAACAAGAGGAAGCAUUUCGUGCUGCGAAGUCGCGAUGACGUGGGCUCUGCUCGACUCGAAUACUACGACUCGUACAAGAAGUGGAGCAGCGGCCAGGCGCCCAAAAAGUGCGUGUACUUGGACGACUGUUUCAAGAUUGCGCGACGGAUCGACACGCGAAACAAGCUGGCUGUUGGGCUGUACUUGAGGGACGCCACUUUUUCCGUCGUUUGCGACGACGAGGACUCCUUGCAAGACUGGCUCCAGCACUUGCUGGAGGCCAAGUAUGGCGAUGAUGGGGAACCCAAUCAGGAUCAAGUCUGGGACGUGAACGUCAAGUGCAAGUUUAAAGAGGAUAAUGACAAGGUGAGGAAUGGGAAGGUGAUCCAGGGACAAUACAGGUUCAUUCUGCGAUCUGAAGGCAUCAUGUUGGCGAAAGUGGCUUCAAAAGACACUGAACCCGAAGUGUGGACUCUGGAUGUACCUGGGAUUAGGUCUUGCAUGGAUGGAGCAGGUCCAGACACUUUUUCCAUGGAAUUGGGAAACAGGUCGCCACUGGGUCACUGUGAACUCUUUUUCCAAACGGAAGAGGCUGCAAUUGCCAAAGCGUUGCACCAAAUUGUUGCCGAUUUCAUGCGGAAUUGGCGGAAAGAGGCGGACGGGUUUGGGGAUCACCGAGAGCGACUGCGUUCCUUCACCUCAGUCGGUUCUAGUUCCUCGAAGGCGACGAGCAUCCGGCGCCACACGAGCGUCACGAGCCGCCACUCGAGCACCGUUACUCCGCCACCAUCAUCUUUGGCGUCCCUCACUCCGUCGGCCACAUUGACGUCCCUGUCGACAGCAUCGGCGUCCACGACGCGUGUCAGAGCCGACACGAUGCCGACUGGCGGGUUGGCUGCGUUUUCUGGCGCCCCGAGACCUCCGUCGUUUUAUGGCAGUGGCGGCAGUGGGUUCUGCACGCGCAGCAUCUUCAGUGCAAGUCCUCCAGCCACCAACAGUCCGCUCAGCCCGAGUUCUGGACAUUGUUCAGACUCAGCAGGGAGCUCGUUGUCUGUGGAUGCCGAGUACACUGACGCAGUCGUGCACGGUGUUGCGCAUCACGGGGCGCUUCCGCAUCACCACUUGCACCACCAUCUCCAUCUGCACCAUCACCACCACCACCUCGUGCACCAUUUGGGGCAUGAAGGGAAUGGUUCUGGGAGCAGCAGCGCUGGCAUGAUCACCACUCAGCCGCCGAUCAUUGAGGAGAAUCCCGACGCUGGCAGUGGGGAGUGUGUCGUCACCCCGAGUCCUGCGAUUCCUUCGACAUCAAAUGACGAUGCCUACAUCCCGUUCGACCCGGAAAAGAGGGUUCUCAAGCGCCUGAUUCCCCGAUCCCCGGCGCCACCAGUGGUGCACAGUCUCAAGUCUCCGUCUCCCCCCGAGCAUCACGUUGGUGGUGCUGGCCCAGUGUUUGCCAAGUCUCCGACUCCUCCGCCGUCGUUGCUGUCAACGCCGGGUUCCACGCCGGCGCCUCCAAUAUCCUCUGUUUCCGCGUCGGAUUACCUGGAGAUGUCUCCCAGUCCCGCGGGAUUCGUCAAGUCUGCCAAGUACUGCUCUUCGGUGGCGUCCACGAGUGGCGGAUCCGUGGCCGGGGACGACUAUUUGGACAUGGGGCCGAGGGUGAGGCGGGAGAGCAAUGAUGACAACUACUUGGACAUGGUGCCCGAGUGUAAACAACAUCCCAGAGAAUCAACGCCGCAUUUUGUGGAUGAAGACCAUCACUGGAGAAUGCCUCCAGGCCACCUGAUGCAUCAUCAUUUGCGAGAUAAAGAUGACACUGCUUCAGUUUCCAGCAUGCUGAGUGGGACGACGUCGACGGACUUCCAUCUUCUGAUGGCUGAUGACCUCUUGGAUCAUCCUGAAAUGCGACCCAGGACCCAGUCCACUGGCUCUCACAUUGACAAGACCAAAAAGAAGACCAGGACUGCGGAGUUGCAAGCGCUUGCUGUUGGUCACAGACUGAGGGCCCACUCGAUGGGUUCCCAGGUGCCCAAAUGGAAACGAGGUGCGAGGAGGCUAUUUGAUGCAGUCGGUGGGGUUUCUUUAUUGCCACCUUCAUCAAACUCGUCGCAGUCACAUUCUGCUGCUGUCAGGUUCUCUCCAGGUUCCAGCACUGCAUCCAGCUCAGUGGCUCUGCAUGGCACUUCGCCAGUGUCAAAAUCUUGGACCGCCCCUGGACAGUAUUUCAAGCUGAUGGGCGCCACGCUGGCAGGCAAAGUGACCCCCGUCGCCCCCGCAUCAUCGAUAACCCCCGUGCAGCCGACAUCCUCUCAGCUGGCCAAGGACGAAACCCUGCGUUUCUUUUUCCAAAAGCGACAUUCGCUCGACCAUUCCGUGUCGAAUAAAAGCAAGACCUCUACGGACACGGACUAUGGCUGGCUGGAGCCCGAUGAGAAAGUUGUGAAAGCUGUGAGGCGAAAGACGUCCAUGACUGGGCCAGUUGGAGUGGACAUGACGCCCGAGAUGGCCAUUGCGUCUGUGGCUGCCACGCAGACCCCGGCUCAGGGCAAGGGAUUGGCUAAUGCCAAUUUGACGCCUAGUUUGAUGCUGUGUCACGACUGGCUGGCUGCUCACCACGGACACGAGAAGCAACAAGAUGAGUACCUGAUGACUGAUGGAUACCAACAAGCCCCCAACAGCGCACCCAUUGGGCCAACAGUCAAGAAGCCACAGUGGCCCGCACCAGCUGGACAGAAAAAACCGGAUCCUGGCUCGGAUUACGUAAACCUGGAUCCCAAUGAGCUGGCGAAACUGAGUCCUUUUGUCCUUGCCGCUAGAGAAAGAGCAGCGCAACAAGCCAAAGAAAAGCUGAAGCCUCCCUUGCCUUCGUUCACAGCCAGUGGUCUUCCCAAGGGACCUCUUAAAUCCGCCUCCCUGGACAUUUCCUCGUCUGAAAAGACCGGGAGAAGAGGUUGCUCUGUGAGUGAAUCCUCGGCUGAUGAGAAAUUCAGCUCGAUUCCGGACUGGAUGCCUUCAUUGGAGCCGGACUGCUACGUGGACAUGCAACCCAUUUGUCCACCAUUGGAUAUGGAGGCCAUCCUCAAAGAUGAAUACCUGGAUACCUCUGGCAUGAUCUUUCCAGCGAGGUUGCCGACGUCGGGAUCCCCUGUGGAAGAGGAGGAUGCGGUGGGGGUUGUGUCUGACCAACAAGCACAGGAAGAUGAAGAAGAGGAGGAGGAAGAAGGCGAAGAGGAUGUUCCACCAGCUAGGAAUUCCAUUUGCAGUCCCGUGGUUGAAGAAGACUGGACAGCGUUGAGUCAGGAGUCGAUGAACCAUAUUAUUAAUGAUUUCUCGCUGAGCGAGAAAUGUGAGGUUGAUGCGUCUUCGGGAACUUUGAAAAUCGUGGAUAACCGCGGCCCUGGGAUUGCGGGAAUGCUGAAGCCACUCAAGAAGCUGAGAGGCGCCUUGAGAGGCACCACUUCCACCCCUGGCACCCCGUCGUACAGCAGUAAACCCAGGCUCAACUAUGCCCAGCUGGAUUUGUGCUUUGACGGCAGGAACCAGUCUGCUGAGGACCCUUUGACCUUCGUAACAUCUUGUCGGGAAGUGGUUAAUUAUGCGCAGAUUGAUUUCAACAAGAGCGAAGGCCUGAGGACGACGUCUAUGUCGCUGCAUAGGUUGUCCAAGUGA
Messenger RNA from Notodromas monacha, 4265 nucleotides. Lineage: Eukaryota; Metazoa; Arthropoda; Ostracoda; Podocopida; Cyprididae. The record is from the annotation of a GenBank genome assembly.